AUGGCACCAACACUUGUCGAUUACACCGCCGCUGAAAAAGAAUUGUACGAAUUUGAUGACCUCAAAAUCGGUGUCAAAGGCCUCGUGGACGCUGGGGUGACUCACAUUCCCAGGUUCUUCAUCCACCCACCGGAGUGUCGUGGAAACAACUCAUCAGCUCCGCAGAACAAUGGCGCUGAUGGAGUUGAAAUCCCGGUCAUCGAUCUCGAAGGAUUUAAUGACAACGACGACCGGCGAGUAAAGAUGGUCAAUGCCAUUAGAUAUGCAUGCGCAACGUGGGGUUUCUUUCAGAUAGUUAACCAUGGAGUUCCAGUUGCUGUAAUGGAGGAGAUGGUGGAAAGUAUAAGAAGGUUCCAUGAGCAGCCCCAGGAGGCCAAGAUGGAGUGGUACUCACGUGACUUUAGUCGCAAGGUGAAUUAUUAUAGCAGUGGAGAUAUCAAAGGGCGUGCACAACCAGUACCAGCUGAAUGGAGGGACACUUUGUCCUGCAGAGCUGCAGAUGAUCAGUGGGAUUUUGAUGCACUUCCUGAAUUGUGCAGGCAUGAAAUGAAGGAGUAUAUGAAAAACAUGAUCGCUCUGCAGGAAAAGCUAUCUGAAUUAAUGUCAGAAGCGUUGGGACUCAGUAAAGAUCACCUGUCCAGCACCGGGUACUUGAAGUCUAUCAAGUUAUCGGGUCACUAUUACCCAGCUUGCCCUGAGCCCGAUUUGACUCUAGGCACAAUCAAACACUCGGACCCCUCCCUUCUCACCUUGGUCCUACAAGACAAGAGCAAUGGCCUCCAAGUUCUCCAUAAUGAUCAAUGGGUUGAUGUGCCCGCGGUGGACGGAGCUUUUGUGGCGAACAUCGGUGACUUUAUGCAGUUGCUUAGUAAUGACAAGUUCAUGAGUGUGGAGCACAGAGUACUGGCUACCCCGCUUGGCAGGCCAAGAAUAUCAGCUGUAUCUUUUUUCCUUCCCUGUGCUAAGGACAUACUUAAGCCAUGUGGACCAAUCAAGGAGCUUUUGUCUGAUAACAGUCCCCCCAUAUACAGGAUCACCUCUUAUGCUGAGUUUAUGAGCCAUUACAGGGUUGUUGGGCAAAUUGGCGGUCGUGCUUUGCCUCACUUUAAACUGUAG
Prunus armeniaca (apricot) is the source of this 1116-nucleotide messenger RNA. Lineage: Eukaryota; Viridiplantae; Streptophyta; Magnoliopsida; Rosales; Rosaceae. The record is from the annotation of a GenBank genome assembly.